This is a messenger RNA of Diprion similis, 979 nucleotides long. RefSeq lists its product as uncharacterized. The transcript is spliced from 4 exons. Gene Ontology annotation, molecular function: protein binding. The coding region runs from base 1 to 609 and encodes 202 amino acids. The record is from RefSeq and is a predicted model, not a curated record. Lineage: Eukaryota; Metazoa; Arthropoda; Insecta; Hymenoptera; Diprionidae.
AUGGAUCGAAAAAAAAUCCUGAUAUUUACGUGGUCUUUGUUUUUGUGCAAUCUGGAAGUCGUUUUUAGCAGUGAAGAGCUGAGCGACUGUCCCUUAAGUUGCCCGAAUGUCUACAAGCCAAUCUGCUCUGGAGGAGUAACUUACGAUAAUAUGUGUUUUUUGAAACUCGAAGUAUGCAAAGGCAACAUCAAAAGCGAAGCUGUUGAAGAGAUCGAGCCAUGUCCCGAAUUUAAUGACAUCUCUGGUAGCAGCAGCGAUUCGGUAAAAACAGCGGAUGAAAAAGUAGAGAAUGAAGGCAAACGCAACAAAAAAAAUCAUUCUCACAAUCACAAACAGCAGAUGCGAAGGCGAUUCUGUGCUUCACCGUGUCCUGAACGAACAUCUGAUGAGAAUACGAUCAAACUUUUUGGUAAUGGAUACGAGAAUAAUUGCACUGCAAUAAAGGAAGUCGCGUGUGCAACAGAGCUACGUAGAAAUAAUAAUGAGAAUAAUGGAACGGAAUCAUCAGAUUCCGAGAGAUCUCCCCGAGAUAUGAAACUGGCAAAGAAAGAGAAGUUAAUAUCUCGACCCAUUCAAGAAAACAUUACAUUGGAUGAAGAAAGAAUAUAGCAACGAGAUUGAUCGAAGUUUGGAAUUUAAAUGUAUUGAUGGGAUUUGCAAGACGACAUUAGAUGCGUACAAAGAUUUCUCAUCAGACUGUAUAGACUGUGCGAAUCCAUAUAACAGCUUAACAAUAAAUAGUUGAUCCUUGAAACAAUAUUAAUAGAUAGAAAGUUUUCUAUACAUAUACGAUUUUUUAUUCAACCUCAUUAAUAAAAUGAAUACACAGAUAGACGAUUGGAAAUGAUAAGACAACAAUAUACUUUCAAAGACAACCUAUGUCGAUAACUCUAAUCUAAAAUAUAUACAUAUACCUAUUAUAGGUAAUACCAGUUCCUCUUCCUCCUUUUUUCGACGUGUCAUUUACUUUUGUACUAAA